AUGAAUUAGAAUUGGAAUUGGAAUUGGAUGAAUGGGGAAGCUACUGAGGGGUAGGAAUGAUGAGUAUGGAGGUGUGAUCGUCCACAUGGAUGAUGAGGCUAUGGACCCUGCCACUUUCAUUUCAUCUCUUGCCUCUUCACUUGCGGUUUGGAAGCUCCAGGGGAAGAAGGGUGUUUGGCUCAGAUUGCCUAUACAACGAGCCAACCUUGUUGAAGCUGCAGUCCAGGUCUGUAGCCUUUAAAUAUUCUUCCAUCAUCUUCUUCUUCUUCAACUCAAAACUCAAAACUCAAGGAUCGCAGCAAGGAUUCUGGUACCACCAUGCGGAGCCUCAUUAUUUGAUGCUCGUCUAUUGGCUUCACAAGUCUGCUCAUACUCUUCCUGAAAAUGCCACACACCGACUCGGAAUUGGUGCUUUUCUAAUCAAUCAAAACAGAGAGGUGUUAGUAGUCCAAGAAAAGGGAGGACAGUAUGGUGGGACAGGCGUGUGGAAGCUCCCUACUGGAGCUGUCGAUGAGGGGGAAGAUAUCUAUGCAGCAGCUGUGAGAGAAGUUAAAGAAGAAACAGGAGUAAGUUUUUGCUAUGCUAUUGCACUGCUGUCAUUUGGACAGAUCCACAAGUCGUUCUUUCAGAAAUCGGAUUUGUUUUUUCUGUGCAUGUUGCGACCCCUCUCCUUUGACAUCCAGAAGCAGGAACAAGAGAUAGAAGCAGCCAAGUGGAUGCCAUUUGAGGAAUAUGCAGCUCAACCAUAUGCCCAGAAAUAUGAGUUUCUGAUGUACCUCCAUGACAUAUGCAUAGCAAAGAUUGAUGGGAACUAUACUGGAUUUUCUCCAAUACCUACAACUAGUUAUUCUGUUCAGAAGAGCUACUUGUACUUGAAUAGUACCGAAGCACCCAAGAGAUAUAGUAAACUCUGAUUAUCAGAUGCCUUGAUAUCAUAUGUACCACUUCAAAGGAUUCUUAUAUUGUAAAUAACAAAUUCAUGUAAUUUGUGUAUUUCAACCUUCUUCAAUACAUACUUGGAUAGAUAACUAAUAUGAACUUCUAUCUAAUAUGUAAAUUUGAUGAAAGAACUUAGAAUUUGAAUCGCAGAAGCCAUAACAUCGUCAGAAGCAAAAAAA
Molecule: messenger RNA, 1118 nt
Organism: Rosa chinensis
Lineage: Eukaryota; Viridiplantae; Streptophyta; Magnoliopsida; Rosales; Rosaceae
Product: nudix hydrolase 2
Exons: 6
Coding region: 90-914 (274 amino acids)
Molecular function (GO): NAD binding; NADH pyrophosphatase activity; ADP-ribose diphosphatase activity
Source: RefSeq, a predicted model, not a curated record